AAUUAUUUUGUUAUAUGGAUGCAUAGAUUGUGAACAAUAUGGAUCUAUUGUUCUUGAUAUUUUUGCCUUUCCUUGUCUGUACUGGAGGAAGAAGUAAAGAGAUUCCAAAACAGCAUUUGAAAGAAGAUGAAAGAAUAAAUAUUAAGCUUCUGGAGAGUUUAAAGACCUUGCAGAAAUAUUUGGAAGAGCUCAAGACCACAACCAAAAAAGAAAUUAUAUCAGAACCCGAAGAUGAACCAAUAUUUGGCCCUCACUAUCCCAUCAUAAAUGUACAAGAGCCUCCCAUGGAUAUCCCUGCGGAAGGAUUACAUGAUGAUCAGCUGGAUAUUCCUCACAAUAUGUUUUUCCAGCCUGUGCCAUUUUCAGAUAAGGCACAAAACGCUAGGAACUAUUUUGGAGUCAAAGAAUCCCAACCCAAAAGACAGCGGGAAAAAGUUCUGUUGAUAAUAUCGACUGUGAAUCUUCUGCUUUUGCUCAUGCUAACCGGGUGCUGCAUUGUAACCGUAUGGCUGCAUUCCAGGAAUGGCAGAAUGAAGCUUUUCUGCCGAAAGCAAAUGGCCUCCACAGUACCUUCCAGAAAUUUCCAAAAAGAAGAUAUAAAUCCAGUUUCCUUUUCAUCUAUAAUGAAUAUUGUGGAUGAGGCAACAUCAUAUUCCGAUGAAUCAGAGCGUGCACUGGAUCAAGGCCCUAAAUUAGCACCCAGUACUCCUCAUCCAACUAUCCAGCCACCCAGAAGCAGGCCAGAGCAAGCAGCAUAAAUUCCUUUCACUUA
This is a messenger RNA of Pantherophis guttatus, 772 nucleotides long. RefSeq lists its product as uncharacterized. The record is from RefSeq and is a predicted model, not a curated record. NCBI's taxonomy places the organism in Eukaryota, Metazoa, Chordata, Lepidosauria, Squamata, Colubridae.